Phaeoacremonium minimum UCRPA7 is the source of this 537-nucleotide messenger RNA. RefSeq names its product putative integral membrane mpv17 pmp22 protein. The record is from RefSeq and is a predicted model, not a curated record. NCBI's taxonomy places the organism in Eukaryota, Fungi, Ascomycota, Sordariomycetes, Togniniales, Togniniaceae. Gene Ontology annotation, cellular component: membrane. The coding region runs from base 1 to 537 and encodes 178 amino acids. The transcript is spliced from 2 exons.
AUGGCAGCACUGACAGGAUACAGGCAAGAUUUCCUUGAAUCGAGCUUUCCGGCGACUCAUGUCAGCCCUACCAAUGAGGCCCUCGCCUCGGCCGCCAAGGGCGACGAGAAGGAGCUUGAUAGGGAGGCAAAGGAGGGACGUCUAGUCGAGCCCAAGUUAAACAUCAAGAACACUCUGAUCAAGUUCGUCCUGGACCAGUCCAUUGGCGCCGCUGUCAAUACUUUCGCGUUCUCCAUGUUCAUCCACUCCAUCAAAGAAGCAAUGUCGGGCCGACCCGAGCACUUGGCUGGCCCGGAAGGGAGCGUCGCAUACUUGCUCUCGGGCAAGUCUAUUGACUACAGCAGGGUUGACUGGACUUCGAUCGUCGCGAAGUCCCACGCGGAGUUCUUCAGCAUCAUGUCGGCGGGGUUGAGGUUAUGGCCCUUUGUGAGUCUGGUCAACUUUGCCUUUGUCAAGAGCGUCGAAGGCAGAAACCUCAUCGGCAGUCUGGCCGGUGUUGGCUGGGGUAUCUACAUGAGUCUUUUCGCCGCUCAAUAG